AUGCACUACAUUUUCUGGCAUACCGGUAAUUUCAACCAGCCUCUCAGCAAUUGGGAUGUCAGCAAAGUAACAUCAUUUUUUGGGGCUUUUGAAGCCAGCAAGUUUAAUCAAGACAUCUCCAACUGGAAUGUUGCUGCUGGCAUAGGUUUUGACUUCAUGUUUUUUUCUUCACAAUUCAACCAAGACCUGUGUGAUUGGGGAAAUGGAGCCACAGCACUUACCUCCACUAACCUGGGAAACAUGUUUGCUAGUUCCGGCUGCCCAGAUACAAGCAAUCCAAGUUUCGCUACAUCUCCAAGAGGCCCCUUUUGCUAUGCAUGUGGUGUUCCAUCUUCUGCCCCAUCACCAGCACCAAUACCUUACGUGUUCACAAGGGCUACACUUGAUAUAGCAAUUGCUGCUGGUGACUUCUCUGCCUCCAGUCCCUAUGGUGCCAUUGCAACCUGGGAUGUCUCUGGGAUAACUGAUUUCAGUAGCCUGUUCCUAGGUACUACAUUCAAUCAAGACAUUUCCGAUUGGGAUGUGUCCUCCGGUGUAAAUAUGUAUUCAAUGUUUCAUUCCAACUCGGCGUUCAAUCAAAAUAUCAAUGGAUGGACAACAAGUUCUUUGACAAAUAUGCACUACAUUUUCUGGCAUACCGGUAAUUUCAACCAGCCUCUCAGCAAUUGGGAUGUCAGCAAAGUAACAUCAUUUUUUGGGGCUUUUGAAGCCAGCAAGUUUAAUCAAGACAUCUCCAACUGGAAUGUUGCUGCUGGCAUAGGUUUUGACUUCAUGUUUUCUUCACAAUUCAACCAAGACCUGUGUGAUUGGGGAAAUGGAGCCACAGCACUUACCUCCACUAACCUGGGAAACAUGUUUGCUAGUUCCGGCUGCCCAGAUACAAGCAAUCCAAGUUUCGCUACAUCUCCAAGAGGCCCCUUUUGCUAUGCAUGUGGUGUUCCAUCUUCUGCCCCAUCACCAGCACCAACACCCUACGUGUUCACAAGGGCUACACUUGAUAUAGCAAUUGCUGCUGGUGACUUCUCUGCCUCCAGUCCCUAUGGUGCCAUUGCAACCUGGUUCCUAGGUACUACAUUCAAUCAAGACAUUUCCGAUUGGGAUGUGUCCUCCGGUGUAAAUAUGUAUUCAAUGUUUCAUUCCAACUCGGCGUUCAAUCAAAAUAUCAAUGGAUGGACAACAAGUUCUUUGACAAAUAUGCACUACAUUUUCUGGCAUACCGGUAAUUUCAACCAGCCUCUCAGCAAUUGGGAUGUCAGCAAAGUAACAUCAUUUUUUGGGGCUUUUGAAGCCAGCAAGUUUAAUCAAGACAUCUCCAACUGGAAUGUUGCUGCUGGCAUAGGUUUUGACUUCAUGUUUUUUUCUUCACAAUUCAACCAAGACCUGUGUGAUUGGGGAAAUGGAGCCACAGCACUUACCUCCACUAACCUGGGAAACAUGUUUGCUAGUUCCGGCUGCCCAGAUACAAGCAAUCCAAGUUUCGCUACAUCUCCAAGAGGCCCCUUUUGCUAUUCAUGUCCUUAA
Messenger RNA from Seminavis robusta, 1521 nucleotides. NCBI's taxonomy places the organism in Eukaryota, Bacillariophyta, Bacillariophyceae, Naviculales, Naviculaceae. The record is from the annotation of a GenBank genome assembly.